UUUAGUAUUCUUCGAGCUUUCGUCCGGUUCGGUCGCAACUAGUGUGUCGAAGUACCGACGCGUGCUGUGGCUUUCCGUCGAAUUAUGGAUAUUAUCAAUUUGUAAUCGUGAAGCGGAAAAAAAGUUUAUCACUAAGCAACUGGUGUGGAUGGCGUUUCGGGGGAAUCGAAACUCGUUCCGAAUCACAACGAGGAUCCUUUUUUUCCUCCUAAUUGUUGGUGGCACGCGAUGACGGGUUUAGUGUGACGUGAUUUCGCUGUGUUUUGCGGACGGUUCGCAUGAUAAAGGAUGGUUUCGGCAUUAUCUUCUAAUUAGGAUCUGCGGUUAGAAGCGGAAGUUUUGGCAGAAUUAUCGAUGUGGUCUUGAAACGGUGGAAAAUAGUGCAAUUGAGUGGUGGUAGAGCUGGAAUAGUGAUAGACCGUUUUCGAAAAGAUAACAAGUGAAAGCUGUAUCCGUGAGUCACUGAUGUAGCCAAUUGUAGUUAAAUACGGUUAAUCCCCAAUGAGAAUAUGUCGCAGAAGGAAAUCCAAAACCGGAUGGAAUAUUUUAGUUAGCACAAGGAUUGAGUUUUUCAUUUCAUUUGCUUCCACCAACCACCCAACUAAACAUAGUGUCAUGUAGUGCAGCGAAAAAUUGGAAUUCGAUAUCGGUGACCGAAAAAGAAAAUAUCAAGCAUAAAACCACCACCGCCAGAGCACCGAGAAUGGUUUCGUCCGGUGCUUGAAUGCAAACAACGCCGCCCCGUUGGACCAUACCCCACCGUAGGGAAAAUACAAAAAAAAAUCUCGAUCCGAACAGAACUAACCAUCAGUGCACUAACUGGAGCUGCGGCAGUGCCCGUUGACCACGUCGCCAUGCUGUGCUUCAAUCUGAAAAUAGCCACCAUCUUCCGGAACUACCGAGAGACGGAUCCAGUUCGUGACCGGAGUCAGAGUUUGUUCACCCCUCCACCGAGGGCGCCCCAUCGGGACAUUGGGGCGCUACGAGGUCUGCAGCGACGGGCGUCCAGUGUAAUUACAUCCGCCACAGAGCUCAUAUCGAGGAGAGGUGUAUUUUCACGCCGGCACUAUGGAUCCGUGGAUCAGCUUCCACAAUCGGAAAUCAACGGGCUGGACCCAAAUUGUCGACGGUUUCGGCUAGAAAACGGUGAAUCGUUAGCGGAGAAGGAUGAGGUCUUCGGGUCACCCAGUACACCAAUCCUGGAGAAUCCGGAACAUCAAACGAGAUGGUAUUUCAAAUAUUUCCUAGGGAAACUUCAUCAAAACUAUGUGGGGAUGGACACGGAGAAAAAUCCAUACUUUUUGUCGAUAGUGUCACAGGAUUCCGGUAGUAAAUGUAUGCCACUCUACCGAGUGAUGCUGUUCCGAAAGCAGGGAGCUCAGAAGCUGGCCUUAUCGUACAACCCACAGCAGAAGCUAACGGUCAAGCAGAUACUUUCGAACUUUUCCCUAAUGGAUGCCAGCAAAUCCCCGAAGGAAGUCUUCUCCGCCGACAUUCAAAAGGAUUUACUGCUGCUGGAGGAGCAGGAAGGUUCGGUAAACUUCAAAUUUGGCGUCGUAUAUACGAAGGUUGGCCAAAAGCUGGACGACGAGAUGCUGAGUAACGAGCAUGGUAGUGCUGACUUUGACGAGUUCCUGGAACUGUUAGGAGAAAAAAUUCGCCUGAAGGACUGGGAACGCUAUCGAGGCGGACUGGAUGUAAAAGGUGACAUGACGGGGAAGCACUCGAUCUACACCCUGUACGAGGGCCACGAGAUUAUGUUCCACGUUUCCACGCUGCUCCCGUUCAGUCGUGAUAAUCGGCAGCAGGUUGAGCGUAAACGGCACAUCGGAAACGACAUUGUAAACAUUAUAUUCAUCGACGAGAGCACCGACGGCGAGGAAACCGAAUUCAAUCCGAACAACAUCAAAAGUCAAUUUACACAUGUGUUUGCGGUCGUUACUAAACGGAGUAGAAAGUAUCAGCUCUCGGUAUACUGUGACGAAACUGUUCCACCGUUUGGACCAACCUUGCCCAAUCCACCUGAAUUUGAUGAUCCUGCCAUUUUCCGGGACUUUUUGCUGGUCAAACUGAUAAAUGGAGAGAAGGCCACCUUCCAGACGCCUACGUUUUCGCGGAAGCGCGAACGAACACUCGAGAUGCUGAUCAAAGACCUGUACGAAGAGUACGUGCACGAUAAUAAAAUGAACAUGCUGAACCGGCGAGCCUUCUCGGAGGUAUUGUACGACGCACCGAGAACGUCCAAGCUGAAGGAAGAUGCUCGUCAGGUCGAAUUCGUGCGCAUCGGCCAGGCACUUAAGCUGGAGGCUAUCGUCCGAGGGGACGCUCCCACCAGUAUAGCAUCUGCUGGGUCCGUAUUCAAACGGCCGCCAUGGGAACCUCAGUGUUUCUAUCCGACGUUUCAACCACGCAACGAUCUGGUUGGUGACAGUUGGGGCCAGGAUCAGCUGUUUCUGGCUUCCGACGAGGGCACAUAUCUGAUCAAGGAAGACCAAACGCACCGAGUCGUGUUUGACAAGACACUCUGUGUGAAGCAGCUUAGUGUGGUUGAGGAUCAUGGUAUUCUGCUCCUGCGAGGUGGAUCUGCAGUGCAGAAAGACGGCCACCGGGUGCAUGUGUUCAGGCUGAAUGAAUUUGCAGACGAUCGGCUAGGGCAGCGGUCGAGAAUUGACGUGAAGGACCGUAGAAUAGAUAAAACGCGAGGUUGUCAUUUGUACGCGAUUUCGAGAGCAGGUGAAGCUCACCUCAGGAUGGCGGUGGCGGUUGGUCGAAAACUACUGAUUUUUCAAUGGAAACAUACGGCUGCGUGGACCUCGUGGUGUCCCAAUAGUGACAACGAUACGGUGGAUGGUUUCAUAUUUCUGAAGGAAAUCACUCUCCACGAACUGCCCUCGAUAAUGACCAUACUGGAAGGAGCUUGCCCAAAUUCUGGCUUACUGAUAUGCAUCGGAUUUAGGAAUUGCUUCGAAGUUGUUUCGGAGCUCACCGGACAUUCGACAAAGUUGCACGAGGCUGAUAAUAGGAAACAAACCGCUAUCCAUUUAGUGGCGGCUUUGGAUUUGUACGACGGUCAGGAUACUGAGCUGCUGCUGUGUUACAAUCACACCUGUCACUUCCAGAAACUUUCCGAUGAAACUACCAACAGCACUGAUUUUGAUUUCCAGUUCAACACACCUCCCACGUCGGUUGUUUGCGCGUUCCCAUACAUUAUAGCUUUCACGCCAGACUCCAUGGAAAUUCGACUGCUCGUAAAUGGUAAUUUGGUCCAUACCGUUAUGAUGGCUGAACUGAAACUGAUUACUGCAAAGAAAGAUAUUUACUUUGUGACAACCGCUCCGGAGUUCAUCCCGAAAGGUGCCAAACUACGAGGUCCGGAUUCCGAGGACCAUGAACUAGUAAAACCACGAAUCGAAGAAAGUAAAGUAUCACAAGAAUCUGAUCGCUCCACGAGCCCCGCAAGAAGUCGUCUAAGCUCAGACGAAGAUAAUAAUGGCGCACAAAGUACUGAUAAUCAGGAUAGUGGUUCAACUGAUAGCAAAAGUUCUGUGCUUUCGACUCCGCAAAUACAGCGAGCAAAGUCACUGCAGAGUUCCAAACCGGACCUGGAGAAAAGCAAAGAAGCUACUCUUUCCGUGGAUGAUCUGAAAAAAACUAUAUCGAAAAGUAAUUCAUACGGUGAAGCUGGUUCCUCAUUCUCGAUACCAACCACUACGUGUAGUAAAGACCUGGCCAAACACUUUGGUGCUCAACCUCAACCCAACACAAAGAACCUAUGCAAACAUUUCGGAGAAGCGUCCGUCCCUCCGAAUUCACCCCAAAACAGUACCAUCGUCAAAGGUAGCUCGCCAAGUUCUCCCACCAGGAAAUCCUUCAUCCGACAGCCAACCCUUAAUCUGAGCAAGUCUCAGCAAAACGAAGGCGAAACGUCCCCUUCGAACGGAAGUUCCAACAAACCGCUUAGAAUAUAUCGAAUUCCGUUGACGAACCUUACCGGAACGCACGUACAAUCGCAUCAUUACCACUAUCCAAGUACGGAUUCUUCCAAAAAACCAAUGGCAGUCGCCACCAAGAUGCAGCACGUGGCAGCAUCUAGUGAAACGAAAGUACUCACCUCAUCCAACGAGGAAGACGAACAGGAUCAUCCACUCGAAAAGGUCGAUUCCGGCGAAGAUGAGGUGAAACCCAAAAUAAGCAUAUUCGAUCAAAUUCAGCAGGAUCUGCAAGAACUGAGUAUGAAGGAUAAGACGGAACCACCGGGUGAUCUGCCUAGUUCAUUUUUAGCACCACUGUAGGGCCUCCUGGAAGCAAUAGUGAAAACAAUAGUGUUGACAGCUUCCAAUAUAUCAGCUCAAACUUUUGCAGCCCUCCAAGUGAAAUGAACUAUCGUGCCGCUUUACACUGAAGCCUGUUACACACAUAGAAUGGACUAUAUCGCUAGCGAGUGUUAUGUUACGAGAUAAAGUGUUAAAAAGUAAAAAAAAGGUUUCAACAUUGGAGACGAUUUUUUCCUGAAAUUUUAGCAAGUUAGCAAUAGCAGUUAGUUCGCUUUGACGGGAUGUUAGAAUAGGGUGGAGCUGCGGUUUCUGUUCCUGGGUGAAAAUUAGAACAUUUUUGACGUUUUUGGUAUGUUUUCGUAUUGUAUUCGUUGCCGCUCUUAAGCAGUUAGCUGGCAUUAAUUUACCUUGACACCAAAGAUAAAACAAAGUGGAAAAAAAAGAAAGCAACUGUAGUUCUGUUUCUUUGUAGUCUAAAAAACAAUUAAAACUCAUAGUAUAUUUGAAGAAAACGCGACAAAAAAUGUUUUCGUAACCCUUGAACUGGACUAUGAUAAGCCUGUUUGGAAUGUUCACAAAUGAGUAUGACCAACUAAACGGUUGUUGAUUAGAAAUAUGUUGCCGAAGUGCAUCAAGUAGAAUUGUCAGGGGAUCAAGGGAGAUAAACACGUAUCAGAUGAAAAUAAAGUGAUAACGUAGCAUUUUUGCGAGCAAGCAACCAUAGCUUAGGGCUGAUUUACAAAUUUGAUGCUUGGAUAGAAAAAGAGAGAUGCGCUUUCUCAUCAUAGGUUUUUUUUCUGUAUGUUUCGAUUAUUCGAUAAAAAUAGUUAAGAGUAAAAUAUAAAAGCCUCCAAACGACAUUUCGUGAGAUGUGAACUGAAUUUAGAAAAAAAAUCAUGUACAUUUAGAUUCUCUUAUAAUGACAAAAGAGCGUUCAAAAUGAUUCAAAAGCGAACCGAAUAUCACUGGUGUUGCUUAAAAAUAUAAAGUGUUCUGAAUGUUUACAAGGCAUAGAAAACACCACAACGGAAUGAACAGAAAAAUGUAUUAGGAAAAACUUAUUUGAGGAAAUUUUCCACAGUUGCAUCAGUUGCAUUUUGCAUCGUUACAGAUGACGAAUCUUACGGCAAGGCCAACUUUUCCCAAAUCCCAACUUUCGGGACCUAGUUUAAGUUUAGCGUCACGGAGGCCCGAGACAAGUACAUGUCAAAUUUUGCUGUAAAAUUUUUGAUCUGGCAGGCGAUUUGUUUAUGUGGUGAAAUGAAGUCCCUGUUGGGCGUCCAUUUUGUCCUAGCCCUAAAUCAAAACAAUCCAAUGCAAUAGCAUGGGCGACAUGGGCAAAGAAGCGGCUAGGCCCAUCAUUUGUUGACUACUGUCAAAGUCUGUAUAUCUCCAUUGCAGAUGACAGGGAUGACACCCCCUUGGGUGAAACAGUUCAAGUUCCUUUUGGCCUGAUUUGACAUUCUUUCAUUGCGGCAUUCCACGCAUUUGGCGCUGAAUCAAUUUCAUGAUACUUAAAAGGUAAUAAAACUUAAUUUAUAACUUGAGGCGGUGGCUAGAGGCAGAUCCCUUGCAAAAUACAUUGCAAUGCGUUGCCUGCAAUGUAUUUUGCGGUGCGUGUAAGACGUCAAAACCCUACCAAAAACUAGCCCCACAUUCAACAAAACUUCGAAUAAAGUGGAUCAGCGUAGGACAUUUGUUAGACAAACUUUUCUGCGAGGGAGUGCAAAGUUUCUGCAAUAAUGGAAAUUACAUGCAUUUUUCUAAUUAAAUACAAAUUUGUUAUACAUUCCAAGAGUAACAUGCCCCUAGGGCGGUGGUCAGCUAUUUUCGUUCUGGCCCCUUAUCACCUAUUUCUAUAGGAGCGGGCCAUUUGGCAUAAAAUCAUUUGACGGAAGGUUAUUUGGCGUAAUGGACAUUUGGCAUAACGGUUAUUUGGAAUAGUUUUGAGAAUUGAUCACACUGAAGGUCGUUUGACAUAACGGACAUUUGGAAUAAUCUCCGGGAUAACGGUCAUUUGGCAUAAUUUCUAAUUUUGCGUAAAGUUAAAGUCAUUUGACAUAACAAACAUUUGGCAUACCGGUGUUUUUACAUUCAGCAAAUGGGUGUUUAUUGGUUAUACAUAGUUUUGGACACGUUUAGUUCAUUCAUCACUAUUUUACAUCUUUUACCUUUACAAUUUUGAACACUUCUAAUGAAAAUUUACCAUAUAUAGAAUAUUAAAUUAGUCAGUUAGUCGCAAUUGCUACUAAAUAAUCAUUGAGCUCGCAUUUUUUUUAAAUUUUAUUGACAAUAUUCAUUAUAUUUCUAUAAUUUUCUUCUGCUCCAGAUUUCCGCUUCCGACUAGAAUUCGCAGACAUAAAUUUGCCCGCAAGUUUUCUUUUCCCCAAGAUGGACUUCGUCCAGCAUUUUGCAGCUUCCAACUAAACCGUUCCAACGUCUAUACCAGACCUCGAUCUGGUUUGUUGUUCUGGGAAUUUCAUUAACAAUAUAUUCGUUUCGUUGCAUUGUGACGAUGAUUUUGGCGGAUUGCACACUGUCUUCAUCAUGUAUGACUGCUGAUUAUCUAAUAAGAGUUGCUUAGGAAGUGGCAAGUAGGAAUUCAUAGCAAUCUGACCCAUAACCCUUAACACAUGAUGGCCAUCAUUGCUGGCCGCCCCCAUUUCCAUCGUUCAUAGGAAAGAAUCCACCUACUUACCUACAGACUCUUCCAUAGGUGUCGUGGAGUUGGUGGUUUGGAAGGGUAUAACAUCUAGGAUUUGCUCCAAGCAAGCGAUGCGACCUGUAAAGAAUAUUUUAUUAUGUAGUUGUUUAGUUAGUCUUCGAGUACACGAUGACUCGAUAAGGAAAAGAUCUUGUUUACUUUUUGGUUCUUUUUAAACUCUGAGCAGCCGGCUACCGAGAGUAUCCUAUGUUUCCUAAACAAAAGCAAUUUGAACUCCACACAGCCGACCGUGGGAGUAUUGCCUAGAACAGCUAAUCUUAUCCGCGUAAUGGGCCGGAUCACUAUCUAUUGUAACAGUAUUUAGACAGAAUUCGCCACUUCUCUACGGUAUAUUUAUUUGGUUGAAAACUACCGAGUGAUAACACGUUAUACAGACAAAGAGUUAUUAUAGUGCAAGAUGUUAUAAAUCAAGGUAUGUAUUUCCUAUUUUACGUAUCGGAUGAUUUUCCAAAACACGUAUACGAGCGAUAAUAACGACCAUUGAAGAGAAAUCCAAAGAAUUGUUAACCUGAUAGACGGGUUGGUUAGCAAUAACGGAACUUGAAAUUAGAUUCAUAAAAACAGGCGCGGCGAAUUUUCAGAACGUAUUGACCCGCGCUCAUCGAUACUAAUCAGAUUAAAGUCUUGUUGCGGCUGAUUCAUGAUCAGAUAUUCAUUUUUACGGUAGUGUUUCUUUGAUUAGAUCUGUUCGCACCCUCUCGUUCUGCUACUAUCGGCAGAAGGCUGAUAGCAUCCAGCCGCCGCUGCGGGUCUAAGGACCAAAUGUCAUCAAUAGACUUAGACUCGCAUGGUGGCAUAAGAUAGGAGACUUGUGAGAACUGAAGAGAUUAAAAAAACAAAGAAACGACAUGCUCCGUCCUGAAUCCGAACUCAGCUAUAAGCUUCUACAGCUGAACGGAACAGGGCAUCUCCUUACCAUUCCAAACCCUUUAGUGAAGACUACCCAAGCAACCAGAAGUUCGGAUAAUACUUAAAAAGCACACUUUAAAGUUCACGUAAAGUUCUUAGCGAACUUUUAAGCUGCUUAAGCUUUAAUGGAACUUGAAAGCUGCUUAAGCCGCUAUUAGAACACAAAACGUACUGAAAAAUUAUUUAAAACGAGAAGCUUAUGCAGCUCCCUUAUACGAACUUUUGGUUGCUUGGGUACGUUAUCUCGCCGUUUGACGACCUGGGAAUUUCAUUAACAAUAUAGGAGAGAGUGAGGACACUUGUUCCUUGGGGACGUGUGAUCCCAUGGCCAUAUCUCUUAAUCUAUUGACAUAAAAGUAUUUCAAUAUAUAUAAAAAAUGACACAUUUGGGAUUAUAUGAUGUUUCAAAAACAAUUUACAAGCUUACCAACAGUUUUUGAGAAGAUAUUUUAUGUUUUAAAAAAAAAUAAUGAUUUGCGUUCCUCUCAUAAAUCUUUUUACGAACUUUUCAAAUAUUUUAUAAGACAAAAUAACGAUUUUCCGCAAAGGUUUUGAAAAGAAAAUUGCUUUUUGGUGAUUUAUAUUAGCGUCAGUAGUAUGUUUGAGUGCAAAAACAGGAAACAUUUACUUAAAUACCAUAUUUUAUAAAAUCCUAUCAACGAGAACACUUGAUACCUGUAAUCGUGGGUACAAAUGAUCCCCAUCAUUAUUACAAACGCACAUAUUCGAGCCAUUCAAAGAUCUACAAAAUACAUUUAAGCAGAUUGCCUGCUAGUUUUCAUUGAAGAAUAAUUUAUUUUUCUAGACAAAAUAACGAACGAAAUCAUUUAGAGAAAGAUAUACUAGCAGCACUGGCGGUUUUCGGUUUCCUGUCAUAAUAUUAUUUUGCGCGCAUUGUUUUGAUUGCCGUUUUUUGCUGCCGGAAAAUUUAGUAUUUAUUUGUUAUCCUGUUAUUUCACUGGACCUCAGGUGAGCAAAUGCACUUUCGCAUCUCUUAGUCACAUUUUCAAUGUUUUGAUGAUAUAUUUUUCAGAAUGACAAGAGUGCACAAAUCCUCGGGGAAAAAGCGCGUUCUCAUAAACCCGGAAAAUCUGAAACGGGCGGCGAAACACUUUACGCCCGAGUGGGUAGAAAGAAUAGGGUGAGGGGUCCAUUAGUAAGGAAUUUUUCGCUUUUCGCAAUGCACACGCUUACAUUACAUUCACAUUAAAUCACGUUCGUUUAUGCAAAUGGAAUUGUGGUACAUCGAUGUUUUCAAAUGUAUGUAGUACGAGAUACAUGCGUUGCGCAUCUAAAUUUUUUGAAAUGGUUCAAAAUUUCGAGUGGGUAAUUACCCACCCGGUUAUUUUCGAGUGGGUAGUACUACCCAUACUACCCACACUUUCCGCCGGCCCUGGUUUCACAAUUGCCAAUUGUAAUAGAACCAUCGCCUUUUUCCACUUGCCCUAGGCCAUUUGUGUGAUCCUUUGAUGAGGCGAACUGCCUCUAGAAAGUGUCCGAUGUUUUUACAAAACUCGCGCAUUGAUAGUUUUUUGGCCUUCCUCAACUCGGUGUUGUAUUUGGUACGAGCGGUCCUGUAGUUUGACCAGUUACCAGUAAUCUUCGCUUUAUUGAAAAGGCGCCUAGCUUCCUUCCUAAGUGUUGUCAGAUUUUCGUUCCACCAAGGAACAUCACGAGAUACAGACCUCGUUACAAGAGGACAACUGUCAUUAUAGGCGGUUAUGAUCCUCUUUUGUAGGUCGUUUGCCACAUUAUCCAGAUCUGUCGGAGAUUGCAUCUUACUCUCCGUUCUUUUUGAUUGUUCCAGGUGUGAGCGGAAUACACACCAAUUUGUUUUCCUUAUUUCCCUGUGUUUUUGCAUUGUGAGUUUAUUGGAUUCUAUGGCGAAUGUGUCUGUGAUCCAACAAACUAGGUUCGUCAGAAACGUGCCAACUCUUUAUCUUUCCCGUUAUUUGAGCGCUGCAUACCGUAAGGUCCAGUACUUCGCUCCUAACUGCGUUCAUAAAUGUAGGUACAGCUCCCUCGUUACAUAUACUGACAUCAUUUGACAAAAGGUAUUCUAGUAGGUACUCACCUCUGGUAUUUAUAUCAGUGCUACCCCAUUUUGUGUGAUGUGCAUUGGCAUCACAUCCAAUGAUAAAGUUCUUGUUUAUGCUUCUGCAGUACCUUAUUAGGGCAUCGAUUUCAGAAGGUGGUGCUGUAUCCGCAUCGCCAGGGAAGUAGGCAGAUGCGAUCACAAUCUCCUGCUUUCCUCUAGCCGUCGGUGCUUCCACUGUUAUUGCAACGAUGUCUCGUUGAAUGAAUUCUGUAAUUGGAAAGAAUUUUAUUGCUCUGUUUAUCAAAACUGCAGCUCUUGGAGUUGGCUGGUCGAUACAAUAUACCAACCUGUGAGCUGAGGAAUUUAAGCCAAAGAUUUUGUGCUUGUUUGCCCACGGAUCCUGUAGAAGAGCGAUGUCUAGGCGCUCUUUGGUGAACCUCCGGGCAAGGACGCUUGUGGCACCUUUUGCAUGGUGGAGGUUCACUUGAAUGCAGCGAAUGUUGCUUAUUUUUUGGGUGUUACUUUACCGUCGUUUUGUGGGGCCAAUUCUUCGCCUCCAUCAUUGUACCGACGGCUAGUCACAGGCUGAGUGCUGGUCAACGUUCUAGCGGCCUUUUUUGGCCCAGUAUUUGCUUCGGCUCUUGCCGUUUGCGCACCUUCGUCUGCAGCGGGUUUUCGAUCCUCUUCUUGCGUAUCAGUUCGUGAGCCGCAUACAGUAGGGGGCUUUUGUGUUUUGCUCGUAAGACGGGCUGCCACCGAUGCACUCGUUACCGUUGCUGCAGGCUUGCUAUGAUCAGAAGUCCGUUGUGAGGUGCUCCGUGUUGGGUCACCCACAGGAGCUUUUACAGACCAUGCUUGCCUAGAACUUCCACGUUCGGCGAAGGCCGGGCUCCCCUUCAGCUGGCGCAUUCUAGCCUUUCCGAAUACGUAGUUCAGCUGGAUGUGUUGGGAGGUUAUCAGUUUCACUAAAGCCUCAUCAUCCACCAUUUUGAGGACCGUAGUUCUCUUCACGACCUUCCAGCGUUCUGUGCAGAAAUUGUCGUUCUGAUUCUGCACCAGGCUGAGGAUGUUCCCAUCGAACCUGUCGAUGCUGUCGGCGAAAUACCCGAUGUAAAAUGCUUGUUUUGGAAUCUGCGACGCUUCAACAGCUUCCAAUGAAGCGCCUUCCCAGGGCUUGAUUACAGCUGUGGCAUCCUUCAGCCACAGCUGUAUCUUUGUCUACACAGGCGAUUUCGUUUGUAGGUGCACUUCCUAAACUUGGGUCUCGUAUUGCUUGAGCUCUGCUCCAUGACGCUAUCGAUCAGCGCGCUUCGAGUAGCAUUCAGUUGUUCAUGGCUGAGGGUAUUUGCAGGGUACCCAACCGGAAUGAUGGCCAUCGAGUACGACUUGGCCAUUUCGUUGAAAGUUGGGCGCUGCUCAGUUUCCAGUGUCUGUCUAGGAUCCUGAUUCUUGAUCUUUUUCGGUUGCGGUUCCUUCCUGCACCGACUGUUGUUCGGUGCCUCCAUGUCCGUCGAACGCAGUCGCUUAGAUGGCGCCUUCCCUAUUGGGAUUUUUGCCAAUUCUAGCGCUUCAGUGUGUUUGUGGUCGUUUCUCAGCAGCCACCCACAGCGUUUCUUCGCCGCUCCGCUUAAGUGAUGAGUUCUACCUGUUCCUCUUGUUUUGUUCUCGGAGACCUUCAACCCACCGGUUGCUCCGCCGGACUGGUCUGUGUCCUUCUUGGCCACUAUCCGAUCCUCGUCUCUAUCUGGAGAGUUGAGAAUAGACGAAAUGCAGGAUACAACACGAACAAACCACUAUUCAGCAGCUCUCUAAGUUUGGUUUCCGCGCAAUCCUUCUCCUCUUCCACUUCCAUCGCCGCAAUCUCCUCCAAACUAAUGUUUACAGUGUUCUUAGUGUUUUCUGUUUUGUUCCCACGAAUAGCUAGGGAAAGAAUGUCAACCCUGUCAGAGCCCCGCUUAACAGGGUAAGGGAAUAAUACUGUGGGGUGCGCCCUUGUGCCCCACAGGCUCCGUGCGCGGUUUGGUAAUUGUCAUCACUUCGGAUCCCAGUCCUAGUUUUACGUAGGGCUGGGGUGCGAAGUGUUGAUGCCCUCGGCUAUUCAUCCUUCGGCACGCGUCGCUUCACACCUUGGAUUGGGGCAUAAAUUCUACGGUACGGGUUUUGAGGCCCGCCCGUUGGCACCCUCUCAUUUCGAUGCUACAGCAGAAGGCUGAUAGUAUCCAGCCGACGCCGGUCUAACGAUCACAUGUCCUCGAUAGACUCACGUGGAGAUAUGAGAUAGGAAACUUGUGAGUACUAUGUUAUCUUACCAUGUGACGGCACAGCUGUUAUUAGUCGCCUCUUACGACAUGGGGAACAGAAACCCAGUGGGUCAAUUCUUCGCUGAAAUACAGCGAGAGAUUUCAGCCACCGCCGGAUACCACACGGCUGUUCAAAUGUGUGUAGUGCGAGAUACAUGCGUUGCACAUCUAAAUUUUUUGAAAUGGUUCAAAAUUUCGAGUGGGUAAUUCGGUAAUUUUCUAGUGGGUAGUACUAUCCACGCUUUCUGCCGGCCCUGGUCUUGUGAUUAAUGAAAACGAUAGAUAUACGAAGAAAGUUAUCUAGAUAAGUUCAGCGAGCUAAUGGAGUUCUUUAUUCCGCAAAAUUGAAGGGUUACUGUGCCCCAGUUCAUCUUAGCUCCUGUAUUCAUCCCACCCAUUUGAAUAUAUUAGUUAGAGCAGUGUCUGCCCUCUCUAUUCAAAGCAUUAUAUCAAAUGGAAUGAUGAAUAAGGGUGCGAUGUACUCGACUUUUCAUUUCGCUCAAACGCGAGUAUUUUACAUUUUGUAAACCAGAUUUUUUUAUGUUACUGCUCCUUAAGAACGAAGCAAGCAUGCUGACAACUAUUUAUGCGCCAUAUUUGACUAAUGAGAUGAAUAAGGACUCGUCUUACCCUAUAUUAAAAAUAUAAUAAUUUAAAAACCUUAUGUGACUGUUAAUUUUCUGUUCAUCGGCAUUUCUGUAUGAUCAAAGUAAUUGUAUAUUUAUUUUCCAUCAUUGAUGAUUAAAUAUCAGAUAUUUGCCAUUGGUUUAUUUUUGCUUUUCUUUGGACGUAGUUGACAAAAGAUGAAUACGUGUAUACGUUCGAUUCAGUAUCAGAUCAUUAAGCCAGUAUAUGAGCUACAUUGAUUAUAUUUUGGAGUACGAAAAAGCCUAAACCCUAUUAGGAUUAGUUAGUUCAUAGUGGAGUGUUCUACUACAGAUAACAGACGUUUAGGUUUGAUUCAAAAUGUGUGUGAACUAGAAAAACUCUAGAAAGAGAACUGCGGAGACUCCAUUUUGGAUUGAUUGGAUUCGCGUUUAGCCGUCAAAAAACGAAUCCAAACGAACGUUGCCUAUCCUUAUAACAUUGGCCGUGUUGCCAUACAAUGCCGGGGCAUGCGUUGCCAAAAAUGCUGUUUUUCUCUCCGCAGUUCUCUUACUAGUUUUUCUAGUGUGAACGUGUGGCCGCUGUCCCGCUGUCGGAAGCGGCGGCCCCUCGCAAGCAAACCUGUCAUCCACUCGUUUGCUCGGAUUACUCAAACAUAGGGGCGAUACAAUAGUUCCGGACGGAGCGACAGCGAUGUCGAAAAGCACACGAGUUGAAGCGAUGUGACGUUGUCACGUUAGGCGUAAAUAUUAUUUGUUAAAUUGUGAAAAAGAAUAAACUAAUUAAUUUUGGUUCAAGUUAAAUAUUAGAACUAUUGGCAAACAAACUCUGUUCCAUUUAAAUAUUUGGGUAGUUGCCGUUAUGCUCAAACAUUUGAGCUAUAUGCUUACAACUGCAUAAGUAACUUUCCCUCCGACGGUGAGCAUUGUUGUCAACAUAUAAUCAAAAUACGUGAUACAUACAGGAUAGGAUUUACCAAGGGGUGAGUCACUUAGCACAAAUCAAAUUGUGCUCACAAACAAACAGCGUGGUAGCCUGUGCCGCAAUGUGCCACGAUGUGCCAUGGUGUUCAGUAAAACAAAAGCAAUGAUUGCUAUGAUUAUUUAACUACACUUUGUUGACAGUUUUUGAGUUGUCAGAAGUGUGCCUCAUUGUGCCACACAUUGUGGUAACGAGUGAAAUGAUCGUGUAUUACUGUGAAUCGUAUUCUUAUAUCGUGUUAUCGUAGGUGCAAUACAGUGUGGAUGGCACAUUGUUCUAAGUGACUCACCUCAUGGAAUUUACUCAAAAAACACCUAUGCCGAACGACCGUUAUGCGAAAUUACUUUAUUUUUUCUUGACAUAAAAGCAUUUAUAAGCAAAAACCUUCAGCAAUAGCAUGGCUCAAAAUUAUACUGAAUGACCUGAUUCUUCGCACAGUCUUAAAUUAUGUAUGUGACCCUGCAGUUAAAAAAAUGGCAAAUGACCUCCAGUGUGAGCACUUCUCAAAAUUAAGCCAAUGGUCAGUUAUGCCAAAUGUCUGUCACGCCAGAUGGCCCUCACUAGGGCAUUGCAAAAAAGCACUCAUUUUUUAAAUAUAACCACAGACUAACAGACAUAACACUCGAAAAUAAUGCUUCGCCCACUUUAACGGUCAUUUUAAAUAUAUUUGUAGUUGGGACUGUGGCCGCUUUUGAAAUUAUGGCGCCACUGAUAUAUGAACAAGCAUAUGGGGGAUAGACCACUAGUGAAAAAUUGUUCCCAAGCCUGAGGGGUAACCCACCAGCAAAUAAGCGUUUGGGACCGUGAAUAAAAGUUGGAGCUAGUGUUCUUGGAAAAUUGCCGGACCGAUAUUUUUUUAGGGAAUUCCCCCCAUUUUUUAAGUAUCACUCGGAAAAUUAUAAUUUAUAAAAUAAAAGCCGUGUGGUGUCCGGCGGGCUGAAAUCUUUUUGCACUAUUUCCACCAAGAAUAGAACCUCUGGGAACUGCUCCCAUGUCGUAAGAGGCGACUAACAACAUGCUAGGAGUUCCUAGGCCGAGGUUUUGUUCCGUACCGAAGACUUAAUCUGGGCGGACCUUAAGGUUUUCCAUAUUACCCUCUUUCCAGUCUGUAUUUAGUGAAUCACUGACAUAUACCUUUUCUGAUUCGCCUUUCUUGAUUGUGUACCAACGUUUUAAGUUUCUUCUGGCGGUUGUAUAUUAGCCGUAAAUGACGAAAUCUAAUUCUACACUAAGUAACAGAAUAUAUUAAUAUACCGGCACUUCCACGCCAAGGUUUAACUUCCAAAGCUUUGGCUUAAAAACCGUUUUUAAAAAAUGGAAACUUUCAUGCAGGAAAUUUAUUGAAUUGGCCUAAGAUGGAGCUGUCGAAUUUCACAAAAAGCUUUUUAUGUUGCAAGUGAUCUGUAGUUGUGUUAAAUUAGGUAUUUUUCUAUUAUAUUUGGAACCGUCUACCGACAAAUCUACAUUUACGAAUACCUCCAAAAGUGACUUCUUGAGGUCUCAUGAAGGCCUGACACUAGCUUUAUGAUACUUUUGCUUUUCUAAACAGUAAUAAAAAUCUCAACAUUCAAGAACUUCACUUUGUCAGAAAAUGUAGGGCCAUCGGAAGCUAAAACUUCGUAAAAUCGCACUCCUGGUCCUUUUUUCAGUGCAGUACUCUACGUCACUCGUUCAAAUUUGCACCGCUCUUAUGGUAGUCGGUAUUUGCUAGUAUUACUGUUCUCCCAUCCAUUCUGGUAGUCAAACGGUGGGAUAGCAAAAUUCUUACAAGUUUCCUAUCUCAUGCCUCCACGCGAUUCUAAGUCUAUUGAUGACAUUUGGUCCUUAGACCGCAGAAUGAGAGGGUGCGAACAGAAUGAGAGGGUGCGAACAGAUCUAGUCGAGAAAACAUUGCCGUAAAAAUGAAUAGUUGAUCGGAAAUUAGCCCCAAUACGACUAAUCUGACUAGUAUCUAUGAACACGGCUCAAUACGUAUUGAAAAUUCGCCGCGUCUGUUUUUAUGAACCUAAUUUAAAGCUCCGUUAUUGCUAACAAGCCCGUGCAUCAGAUUAACAAUCCUUUAUAUUUCCCUUCAGUGUUCGGUAUUAUCGCUCGUAUACUUGUAUUCCACAAACAAUCCGAUAUGGAAAAUAAGAAAUACUUUCCUUGAUUUAUAACAUCUCGCGCUAUUUUUGCCAGUAUAAUAUGCUGUCACUUGGUAGUUUUCAAGCCAAUAAAUAUAUCGUAGAGAAGAAGUAGCGAGUUCUGUCCAAAUACUGUUGCAAUAAAUAGUGAUCCGGCCCAUUACGCAGAUAAGAUUAGCUUUUCCAGGCAAUACUCCCACGAUCGGCUGUGUGGAGUUCAAAUUGUUUUUGUUUAGGGAACAUAGUAUACUCUCGGUAGCCGGCUGCCCAGAGUUUAAAAAUAACCAAAAACUAAACAAGAUCAUCUCUUUUUCGAGUGAUCGUGCACUCGAAGACUAACUAAACAACUACCUAAUAAAAUAUGCUUUACAGGUCGCAUCGUUUGCUUGGAGCGAAUCCUAGACCUGAUACCCUUCCAAACCACCAACUCCGCGACACCUAUGGAAGAGUCUGAUGAAUCGUCGUCCUUCCGUUAAGUAGGUGGAGCAUCAACACUUCCUGUCUACCUUAUCCUUUAUCCUUCCCCGUGAACGAUGGAGAUGGGGGCGGCCGGCAAUGAUGGCUAUCAUGCUGUUGAGGUUUUAAUAUGGGUCGGAUUGGUAUGAAUUCCUACUUACCACUUCCUAAGCAACUCUUAUUAGAUAAUCAGCAGUCAAACAUGAUGAAGUCAGUGUGCAAUCCACCAAAAUCAUCGUCACAACGCAACGCAACGCAACGCAACGCAACGCAACGAAAAUUAUAAUUUAUAAAAUAUUUUUGAAGAAAAAAAUCUUAGCAUUGUAUUGAAGUUACCUUUGUUUCCCAAAAAAUUGGGGAAGCUAGAGUUUUGGGGAAUUUUGUUCAAAAAUGCCUUAUUCUUAAUAACCAUUCUGCUCUAUGUUGCAAAUCAUGCAUUUUUUGCAGUUUUUCUAAUGUGAAAAAUUCUCAGAAUUCAAACGACACCUUUGUCAGAAUACAGGGUUUUAGGACAUAUUGUCAUUCAUAUCAAAUUUAAUCAUUUUUUCGGGCAUAUAUCUCUAGUAUUUUCCAAUCAAAUUUUAUUAAAAGUACCUUGUUAAAUGUGGAAAGUUCUCAGGAACUAAAUGGAAAUAGAUUCGUUCCAUUAAAGUUCAGAAGCAUCAGAUUUUUUACAUUUAGGCUGGAAACCAAUUAAUUUUUAAAUUACAAUUUGAACUGUCUGUGGGGACCAUAAUUCGUGUACCCGCUGAGAUGUUGACUCAUGUCAGUUCAAUACGAAUGGGAAUAUACGUGGCUCUGAAGCUGUCCAUUCUAGCUGUCAUUUUGUUAUGCUAGAUACGAUAUCCUUAAACCGUCGCAGAUCAGGUGGAAUGCGACCCCAUGUUGUAUUGGUUGUAGACUGCAUGCGUGGAGAGGGGGAACGGCUUUUUGUUUCCGGUAACCUUGAAGGAGGUAAAUUUGAACUAUAGAAAAUAAAUUGAUAAAAAAAUGUUUCUCUCUACUUAACUAAAAACAAUGUUUAAAUAUUAAUAAAUGAGUUCUUGUGCUUUAGAUAAUUUGGAGUCCGAUAUGACCUCACCUUGUUUCGACAUCUUUGAUUCUCACCUGGUCUGCGGAGGGUAUUCACUUCUUGUACGACGAGAGAUAUAUUGUAAUUAAGGUAGAAAGCGUCCUUUGGUCAAGCCCGCAGUCAGGAAGGAUACCUAGUAGUCAGUAGUAUGAUCGUUGCAAUAACCCUUCGAUUAAACUGAAAACUAAGAAUCAACCUUCUGAUCAACAAGACUUUGGUUAACCGGGAAAAAGUCACGCAAACAAAGUACUAGUUAUUUUACUACAUAUUACUAUAGCAUAUUAAUUCAAUACCAAUGCACAAUAAAGAAAGCGCAUCUCCAUUCACAAUCCACGUUUAAAUCAAAUCGAGAAUCAAAGACAAAAAUUUGGAAACAAUUUUCAAAUGCCAAUAAAUCGUCAAACAACUGGCAUCUAUUUGCCCAACGUAACCCGCGAAGAAUGUCGAAUCAUUUGAAUAGUCUGCUGUCGUUCGUUUCUUAUCAAUCGAUUGAGCCCCUUUACGUGAUUGAUCUAGAAAACAACAUUCCAUUCUUCUCGGAUGUUUGGUAUUAGUUGCACCAGUAGCGGCCAAAUAGAUGAACAGUAUGACUAAUUUGUUUGAAGAGAUUGGUUCAUUUAAUCAGAAUUCAAGUAAAUAGAAAAAAAACAUUGUUCAUUACUGUAGCAUAAUGUUAUCAUUCAAUAAAACCGUAAGUGUUUGAAGAAAACUGAAACUCUAGUAGCAUAUUUACAUACAGUAUUCGCUUAGAUGAGAAUUUGGAACCAGAUAUUGAGACAAAGUUUGUUGACAUUUUACAAGGUAUGACAAGAAAUAUCAUUAGAUUGAAUUAGAUACGGAAGCGCGACGUUAUAGAAAGAUGGUCCUAAUUUAUCUGAACAAACUGUAAAUACACAAGCCCUAGCGUUGAAUUGUGAAUCUAGCGAUUUGAGUUAAUAAAGUUUUUCGAUGCUUGAAGCAAUCAGACAAA
Topomyia yanbarensis is the source of this 18454-nucleotide messenger RNA. RefSeq names its product GTPase-activating Rap/Ran-GAP domain-like protein 3. Gene Ontology annotation, biological process: activation of GTPase activity; regulation of small GTPase mediated signal transduction. The record is from RefSeq and is a predicted model, not a curated record. Lineage: Eukaryota; Metazoa; Arthropoda; Insecta; Diptera; Culicidae. Gene Ontology annotation, molecular function: GTPase activator activity. Gene Ontology annotation, cellular component: cytoplasm. The transcript has 14 exons. Bases 855 to 4292 code for a protein of 1145 amino acids.